Podarcis raffonei (Aeolian wall lizard) is the source of this 3943-nucleotide messenger RNA. RefSeq names its product dpy-19 like C-mannosyltransferase 1 (gene DPY19L1). Lineage: Eukaryota; Metazoa; Chordata; Lepidosauria; Squamata; Lacertidae. Gene Ontology annotation, molecular function: mannosyltransferase activity. Bases 77 to 1942 code for a protein of 621 amino acids. The record is from RefSeq and is a predicted model, not a curated record. Gene Ontology annotation, cellular component: nuclear inner membrane. The transcript has 21 exons.
UUUUAACACAGCUUAUCUGAAUGAAACAGGAAUCUUCAUCGCAAGAGCAGAUAGCAAGAUAUGGAUUACCCUUAUAAUGGCCGCCGUUGCUGGAAUUCUUCACUGGUGCCAUAUAACAGCUCUCUUUGAAAAUGACCGCCACUUUUCUCAUCUUUCAACCCUGGAAAGGGAAAUGGCUUUUCGAACUGAAAUGGGUCUUUAUUAUUCUUAUUUCAAGACCAUCACUGAGGCACCAUCCUUUCUGAAUGGAGUCUGGACGAUUAUGAAUGACAAGCUAACUGAGUAUCCUCUUGUAAUCAACACAUUGAAACGAUUUAAUGUCUAUCCAGAGGUUGUUGUAGGCUUUUGGUACCGAUUAUACACAGAAACGAUGAAUGUGCUGGGUAUUCCGACAAAGAAAUGUUGGACAGUGAAUAGAGGAGAAGACCUCAGUCCUGUUGAGAGCUGUGAAGGGUUGGGAGAUCCUGCUUCUUUUUAUGUGGCUAUGAUAUUUCUUCUGAAUGGAUUAAUGGUGUCAGUAUUCUUCCUAUAUGGCACAUACCUAAGUGGCAAUAGGUUUGGAGGACUACUUACAGUGGCAUGCUACUUUUUCAACCAUGGGGAGAGUACUCGUGUGAUGUGGACUCCCCCUCUUCGUGAAAGCUUUUCAUAUCCGUUCCUUGUGGUUCAGAUGCUAUUACUAACCUACAUUCUCAGGACUCAGAAUGUUAAUAGAAGAAGCCUGAUUGCACUAUCUGUUUCUAAUGUUUUUUUCAUGCUUCCGUGGCAGUUUGCUCAGUUUGUUCUUCUAACACAGGUGGCAUCAGUUUUUGGAAUUUAUAUUUUAGGAUUGAUUGAUUCAUCCAAACUACAGAAGAUACUUUAUGCACAUAUGGGUAUUCUUGAACUGGGUCCUAAAUACAUCCUGAAAAUGUGUAGUAGAAGAGGUAUCAGCAUAUGGGCCAUUGAAGGAUUUUCUUGCUUUUUGGGGACAAUUACCUUGAAGUUCUUGAUGUGCCUAAUAUUUGGAACAGCUGAUGAUGCUCAUAUAAGCAACCUGCUGAAGGCAAAAUUUACUGGUUAUAGGGAUUUUCAUACUUCAAUGUACACAUGUGCUGUGGAGUUUGAUUUCAUGGAAAAACAGACUCCAGUAAAGUACAUGAAGACACUUCUGCUUCCGAUAGUUCUUGUUGUUUUUUCAGUAAUUGUUAUGAAGACAUUUCAACAUGUUGUGUGUCGCAAGGAAUUAUCUGAAAGACAGGAGGAAAAUUUCAAUCAUGGGGAGAUAGUAUACCAUGCACUGCAGCUUAUAUUUUUUACUGUUCUUGCUAUUUUAUUUAUGAGACUAAAGCUGUUUCUGACACCUCAUAUGUGCAUCAUGGCAUCCUUGAUAUGUUCAAAGCAACUGUUUGGAUGGCUGUUUAGCAAAAUCCAGCCUGGAACACUUGUUCUUGCGAUUUUAGCAAUGAUGGCAUUUGAAGGGGUAGCAAACCUUCAAAGAGAAUGGAGCAUUGUGGGAGAAUUUAGCAACUUGCCCCAGGAAGAGCUACUGUUAUGGAUAAAAGAAAAGACCAAACCAGAUGCUGUUUUUGCGGGUCCAAUGCCUACAAUGGCAAGUGUAAAAUUGUCUGCUCUUCGGCCUAUCGUGAACCAUCCUCAUUAUGAAGAUGCAGGUUUACGGGCAAGAACGAAAACAGUUUAUUCCAUGUAUAGCCGAAAACCAGCAAAAGAAGUUAAAAGGGAAUUGCUGAAGUUGGGAGUAAAUUACUACAUUUUAGAAGAUUCUUGGUGCCUGAGGAGAUCUAAGCCCGGCUGCAGCAUGCCAGAAAUCUGGGAUAUAGAAGAUACUGCCAAUGCUGGAAAAGUUCCCUUAUGUACCCUCAUGAGCAUGGAUUCCAGGCCAUACUUCAGAACCGUCUUCAACAACAAUAUAUACAAAGUAUUAGAAGUUACCCGGGAAUGACUCUUCAGUGCAACGCAUUUUCUGACAGUAUAUGUAUUUUUAAACUGGCAACUAAGUAAAAGAGAGCUCUCAGUUCAGUGUCCAUUAAAACCAACAGGACUUUUGACAUUCAUUUUAAUGGAUUGCACCAUUAGACAUAGGCUGCGUUCCAGAGAAUUCUAUGCUCAGGAAGUUCCUUUGUCAGUUGUAGCAACCAAAGCUUUGUGCCUACAUAGGCUCUAUCCCUUUUUCAUAUUUUAAACUGUGUAGCUGCAUAUAGGGCUACUUCAUUGGAUCAGCCUUAAAUGGUGAGUCCAGUUAUAUUUAUUUGGAAAUACAUUCCAUUGAUGUAAAUGAUAACGGCUUCUGAAUAAAUAUGUUCAGAAUUGGAAGCGCUAGGGUGCCAGGAAAUAUAGUAUACUGCAGGGAAUACUAAACUUUUACAAUGAGGACAUUUUUAAAAUAUUCUCAGUCGUAGACUUGGGUCAGUUCUUUAAAAUUUGCUAUGCAAAUGUUUAUGUGUUCAAACAUUUUUAAAUAAAUAGUGAUCCAAAGCAAGUGAGCAAAAAUGGCUGUGGAAAAGUAUGCCAGGUUUCAAAAUCAGUGAAAUUGCAGAGACAGAUGAUCUUUCCUAGUAUAGUCAGUGCAUCUUUCAACCCGAAAUAGCUAAGAAGGCGCAGCAUUCCAUACACAGUCGCCACAUUAUAUUGCUAACCCCAUUCCCCCAGCAUGCAUCUCAUAUUGCACCUUUUAUGAAUAUGUAUAUUUUUUGUGAAGGAAUUGGAUAGUUUCCACUAUCUCAUUUAUGUGCAAGUGGCUGUUUUUAUGAAAACCGAUGAAAAAUCCCCAAUGUUUUAGGUCAUUUUAGAGCUAGGUAAUAUAUUUUCAGUUUUUGUUCUACAUGGAAAUUAUUCUGAAUAACUUUGAAUUUCAUAUUUUAGAUGGCAAAUGUGCACAAUCCACAAUCUUCAGCCUUCUUUUUAAAGUAGUUGCUAAAAUCAGACCAAUGAAACUAAUUUUAGUAAGCAGUAUUUUUGCUACCAGCUGUUGAAAUGGUUUAUCACCAAAGUAGACAAAACUUAACAAAUUUUGCACAUAUGAAAUAUUAACAAGGAAAAAGUUUUCAGGGUUUAGAAAAAUCUUUUUAUGCUUUGGCCUUAAUUUAGUAAUAGAACAUAUUUUGCCUACCUUGUAGAAAGAAAGUCUAAAUUGAUAGGAAAUAACAUUCCCUGAGAAACAAAAUGUAACCACUAGAGCAAUGUAAAAUAAAUGGAAAUAAACUCAUUUCAAUUUUUGUGGCUCUUUUAUACAUCUUAGAAUAGUUAAUUUAUGUAAAAGUAAAACUAAUAGUUUGGCAAAUAUUAAAUAAACUACAACAGUAUUUUUGCCAUUUUAAAAAAACCUGCCACGUAUUUUGAUUUCUGCUUUUAGUGAGAUUCUGAUGAUGAUGCACAGCUCCACUUCAGGCAGGAAUUCACUUUUUUCAUUGGUAGAGCAAGACUGUCAUAUGCGUGAGGUGGGGGAACACUCUGCCAAAAAGGCAAUAUGAAUUCUGUUUAUGCAACAGCUACUAAAAAACAUUGCAAAUCAUCUAGAUAAGGAACCAUCUGGAAAACUGUUUGUUCAGCUCUCUGUUGAAUUUUAACUUCUGUACUGCAGGCACAGCUUUGUCUGUGACUUAAAUGUAGUAAAUUCUGCAGCAAGAAGCAUAAUUUAUUACAUAGACUAUUAAAGUGGAUUUCAAGAUAGUGAUAUAAGAAGGAUUAGCCAUAUUUUGGUUGUGUCUCACAUUGAUUAAAAUGAGGAGAGCUAAAGAAACGGUUUUAAUUGAUUUUUUUUAAAAAAAACAACCUCAUUUUGUUUCCUAUUUGUUAAGACUACCACUAAUGAGGAUUGGGCUGUGGAAAAUUAACAUUCAAGAAGAUGUCUUUUGUAAUUAUAUUACAGCACAAAAAUACUGUAUUUUUAUGCAUUUUAUGCCAAUUGUUGAUGUUCGUGGUUAAAAUAAAAGCUUUGUUCAUA